AUGAUUGAGCCAACAGGGACACCGGAGCCAAAAAAGGGGAGGUGGCCAAAGCAUGACAGCGAUUUAUUAGAACAUUUGGUUGAGAAGUACGGAGAGAAUUGGAAAAGGAUCUCGACAGAGAUAGGAAAUCCAAUAUCGAGAGAUUCUUUAAUUCAUUAUUGUGCCAAAAAUUUGAGACGAGGUUCUAUUCGUGAUCUUAGCCUCAUCGACCUCACCGGAAAGUUCGCCAUCAAAAUAUGGGGGAUGGGGGCUAAGCACAGGUGA
Molecule: messenger RNA, 264 nt
Organism: Acaulospora colombiana
Lineage: Eukaryota; Fungi; Glomeromycota; Glomeromycetes; Diversisporales; Acaulosporaceae
Source: the annotation of a GenBank genome assembly